Phycomyces blakesleeanus NRRL 1555(-) is the source of this 864-nucleotide messenger RNA. RefSeq lists its product as hypothetical. Bases 1 to 864 code for a protein of 287 amino acids. NCBI's taxonomy places the organism in Eukaryota, Fungi, Mucoromycota, Mucoromycetes, Mucorales, Phycomycetaceae. The record is from RefSeq and is a predicted model, not a curated record. The transcript is spliced from 3 exons.
AUGGUAAGGGUAAGCAAGAGAUCAAAAAUAGUGUAUUCUGAAACAGGACACUACAUCAAUUUCUUAAUAUAUAAAGACAUAACCAAGAAAGAAAUACAAAUGCACAGCUUUUAUGGCGAAUCUUCAGACAGAGGCCAAGAGGAUCCUUGUGAAUACGCUCCCUGUGGACCACUCAUUAAUGAUGCAAUUGUGUGGGGAAAUGCAACCAUGCGUGGCUGGAUAAUCAAACACCAACCGCCGUCUUUUUCCUUCACUUCCCACAAGAAGCCCCGCUAUGUAAUAUUGGCCGACAGAUAUCUGUACACCUUCAAGACCGACCAUCAGACAGAUCACUACAAAGAGUUCCUAGAGUUGACCAGAUUGACCCAUGUGUUCGUGACAGAUCAAUUCGCAGGAGUACCCCACUGCAUAGAAAUCCGCAAGAUGAACGGAGAAUCAUACAGCUGGUUCAUACAGGCACCCGAUGGACCCACAUUAAUGCUUUGGCUUGAGCGACUAAAAAAAACCCUGUUCUGGCUACGAACAAAUCCAACUGGAACAUUAAAUCCAAAUAUCAUGGCAAGUAUUAACAUUGAAGAAAACUAUGGGCAGCGAUCCACAGAAUCAAUGUCAAUGUCAAUGUCGACCCCAACAACAUCCACAAGCCAUUACCUUGCAAGUACACCGCCAUUGACUCCAGUAUCAGAUGAAAAAAACUCGUCAUGGGAUGUCCACUCCAGUCAUUCAUCAUACUCGUCAUGGUCACAUUCACCAGGUCGAACCAGAUUACCAAUUAUCUUGCCUCCUCAACCUCCUCCUCCAACUACCAAACUUCCUCCAAUCCCUUCAGAAUAUGCUAUGAUGCAUCUACGGAAUUAUAGAUAA